Molecule: messenger RNA, 2394 nt
Organism: Dreissena polymorpha
Lineage: Eukaryota; Metazoa; Mollusca; Bivalvia; Myida; Dreissenidae
Product: intraflagellar transport protein 52 homolog
Exons: 13
Coding region: 64-1404 (446 amino acids)
Biological process (GO): intraciliary transport; cilium assembly
Cellular component (GO): cilium; centriole; intraciliary transport particle B
Source: RefSeq, a predicted model, not a curated record
AGUGUAACCCCCUAAUGGUACGGUUUAGUUUUGUUUACCCACAAAGCAUCUGCAUAUUUUGACAUGGCGCCGACAGCAGAGGGAAUGGAGGAAAGAACACAAAGAAAUGUCAUUUUGUUUAAUGCAUCUAAGAAAGAACUGUUUACACCAGGCAGUGGGUAUAAAACACUCAACAGAAAAUUGAGAUCGACAUGGAAAAUUAACACUAACAAGGAAGAGAUUACAGAUGAGAAACUUGCAGGCACCAGAAUAUUUGUGCUGGCAGGAAGCAGAGAUAAAUUCUCAGCUGCUGAGUUUGACUCAAUGAAGCGAUACUUGGACACAGGUGGCAGUAUCCUGGUGAUGGCCGGUGAAGGGGGGGAGUCCAGGUUCGACACAAACAUCAACUUCUUUCUUGAAGAGUUUGGAAUCAAUGUCAACUCAGAUGCUGUUGUUCGGACGUCGUACUACAAAUAUUUCCACCCGAAGGAAUGCCUGAUAUCUAAUGGGGUGUUGAAUCGGGCCAUCAGCCAGGCUGCAGGAAAGUCAGUGGGUUUUGGAAGUGAGGACGAAAACAAUGCCCAAGCCCUGCAGUUUUUGUACCCAUAUGGGGCCACUCUGUCGGCCAUGAAGCCUGCAGUGGCAGUGCUGUCUACGGGGACCGUAUCCUUCCCUCUCAACAGACCAGUGUGUGCCAUGUACAGUCACAAGGGAUCAGGCAAGCUGGUGGUACUAGGGUCAGCCCACAUGUUCAGUGACCAGUACAUAGACAAGGAGGAAAACAGUAAAAUUCUGGAUGUGUUGCUGCAGUUUCUGACAACAGAUGACAUCAAGUUCAAUGUGAUAGAUGCAGAUGCACCAGAGAUCUCUGACUACAACAUGCUUCCAGACGUGGCAAAGAUAUCUGAGCACCUGAAGACAUGUCUACAGGAGAGUGACGACAUCCCGCGAGAUAUCACCACGCUGUUUGACAACUCCCUCUUCAAGCUGGACACCAGUCUUGUGCCUAAGGCCAUCAAAGCGUACGAGCAGUUGAAUACCAAACAUGAGCCUCUUACCUUGAUCACUCCACAGUUCGAGACACCCCUGCCUCCCUUAAACCCAGCUGUGUUUCCUCCCCAGUUCCGAGAGUUGCCUGCCCCUUGUCUGGACCUGUUUGACCUGGACGAGCAGUUCUCAUCAGAGAAAGUGCGCCUUGCACAGCAAACCAACAAAUGUUCUGAUGAUGACCUGGAGUACUAUGUACGAGAAUGUGGUGACAUCCUGGGGGUUACAACCAACCUUGCCCAAGACAAGAGGGACGCUAAACACAUCCUCGAAUACAUCUUCACACAAGUGGUGGAAUUCAAGAAGUUAAAUCAGGAGCGAGAUUUUGACCAGGCCCAGUAUGGUAACGGAGGGGGUGGGGCGGAGGCCAUGUACUGAUCUAAACCAAGUGAAGGGAACCAGGAUACACAAUCACAAAACCUGGAGACCAUGGGAGCCAGAUCUUGAAAACAAGCGUGAAUGUGAUAUAUAAACAUUUCAUACAUUAUGUGCUGAUACAUAUUUUAUUCUCUCAUCAUUUGUCAGCAAAAAAUUUACUGCGUUGUGCAUUAAUUGUGUUACAAUAGGAAAAAAAUAUUACUUGAAGGAAACUGUAAUUAUUUUUAAUUUUACUUAUCUGUCCAGCAUUUUCUCUCUUUUAAGCAUGUUUAGUAACUCGAUGAUAUUUGCAACAGUUCACAGUCUUCAGGUUUUCUUGUGUUGCAAUUGCACCCAACAAUACUGGGUAUUCAAAGUGGGAGUACAGGCCCUUGUUCAUCUUGUACUUUUAAUUGUCUUGAAUUUAAUGUUUUGAGAAAUUUUCUCUUCAAUUCUUCAUGGAAGUUUGAUAUUUCAACAAAUUAAUCAUUACAAACACGUUGAUUUUCGACAUAAGCUAUAAAAAGUUAAACUGUUGUAAGUUAUUACUGUUAUAGUAAAAGAAUUUGGUGUAGUGUGUAUAGAAAGUAUAUGGAAGUGUUAUUGUGGAAGAGAAUUUACCGACCAUUAGAUUAUAAUUAUAUUGACUAAUUAUUACAUUUUAUAUCAUAUUAUUGUUUUUUUGCUUACAGUUUUAAAAUGAUGAAUGAAUCAAUUUGGAUUCAUUUUAAAUUACAAUGCCCAUUACUUUGUGCUAACAUAAUUGUAUAAAGUUGUCUUCGUGUUAUGAUUUAAAAAUUGAUGGGUGCAGACAAGAUCAAAAUCUGUACAAACAAAUUGCCUUUAAAUUUAUUCCACAUUGUCCACAAAUGAAAUAAUCUCAACAAUAUUCUUGAUAAUUGUGAAUAAAUUAUGUUGGUAUGUAAAUAUGCAUGAAUUAUUUAAUUUUGUUAAGAAUUGUAUGUCUGUAGAAUUUGUCACUUUUCAAUAAAUUAUUUAAUUCCUUAACAA